This is a messenger RNA of Hyla sarda, 924 nucleotides long. Its product is annotated as taste receptor type 2 member 40-like. Gene Ontology annotation, molecular function: G protein-coupled receptor activity; bitter taste receptor activity. The record is from RefSeq and is a predicted model, not a curated record. Gene Ontology annotation, cellular component: membrane. NCBI's taxonomy places the organism in Eukaryota, Metazoa, Chordata, Amphibia, Anura, Hylidae. The transcript has a single exon. Gene Ontology annotation, biological process: sensory perception of taste; G protein-coupled receptor signaling pathway; detection of chemical stimulus involved in sensory perception of bitter taste. Bases 1 to 924 code for a protein of 307 amino acids.
AUGAUGGAAUCUUUUAUCAGAUAUUUCCUCCUAGCCGUGCUCUAUGUGACCUGCCUGGUGGGAUUCACAGUAAAUAUGAUUAUGGUGGUGGCUAACUUCAUGAAGUGGAAAACUCUGAGAUCUCUCCCGGCCUGUGAUAAGAUCCUCAGCUCUUUGGCGAUCUCCAGAGGCUUGUCUUUUAUCAGCAUCUUUUCGUGGAACUCUGUUUUUCGUUUUUUUCCAUGGAUUAUGAACAACAGUCUUGUGUUAUCAACCUUUUAUAUCCAGUUUAUGUUCAUCUUCUACAGCAGUCACUGGUUGGCCACCCUCCUCUGUGUCUUCUACUGUAUGAAGAUUGUGACCUACAACUAUAAACUCUUCAUCUUCCUGAAGACCCGGAUCUCCACCAUGGUCCCGCAGUUGAUUCUGUCCUCUCUGCUGAUCUCACUCAUCUCCAGCCUUCCAUUUGGUUGGUACGGUUAUGACCUAAAGCUACAGAAUUUAUCAAAUCAUUCUACUGGAAAUAUGACAGAGUAUGAAGUUGUGACAGUUGUGAACCUUAAUAACCGGUUCCUGAUAUAUGCUGUCGGCUCCUUUCUGCCAUUUGUUAUAUUUAGUGUAGCCAACUCACUGUUAAUUCAUUUCCUACUAAUACACACCAGACGGAUGAGAAGCAAUGAGUCACAUAUCCAGAGCCCAAACUUGGAGUCUCACUUUAAAGCUUUGAAAAGUAUGAGCUUAUUUUUGCUUUUACAAAUAAUAUUUUUAAUAUGCAUGAAUCUUUUCAUUUCUGGCACAUAUUUGCAUAUACAUUUUUAUAUUUUAAUUUAUUAUGUUAUACUAUGCAGUCCUCCAUUGCUCCAUUCCCUCUAUAUGAUCUCUUCCAACAGUGAGGUAAAGAAGAUGUUUGCCUCAGUGUAUCUCAGUCUUAUGAGAUGUUUCUAA